Messenger RNA from Aureobasidium namibiae CBS 147.97, 1485 nucleotides. Its product is annotated as glutamyl-tRNA amidotransferase. The record is from RefSeq and is a predicted model, not a curated record. Gene Ontology annotation, biological process: mitochondrial translation; glutaminyl-tRNAGln biosynthesis via transamidation. NCBI's taxonomy places the organism in Eukaryota, Fungi, Ascomycota, Dothideomycetes, Dothideales, Saccotheciaceae. Gene Ontology annotation, cellular component: glutamyl-tRNA(Gln) amidotransferase complex; mitochondrion. Gene Ontology annotation, molecular function: glutaminyl-tRNA synthase (glutamine-hydrolyzing) activity. Bases 1 to 1485 code for a protein of 494 amino acids. The transcript has 2 exons.
AUGAGCAGGGUCCUGCGACAUGUGCAAAGUUGCCUUGAGAAACAAGUGCAGUACUCGGAAUUGAACGCCUUUGUCACCUGCGCCAGGGCGACAAAACUUCAGGAUGCAGCCAGUGCGAUAGCUGAUAGCGAGUCUGAUUGUAUCAUAGGCUCAGCUCUCGUAGGAAAGACAGUCGCCAUCAAGGACAAUAUCGUCACGAAAGACUAUCCAACCACAGCAUCUUCAAAGAUCCUCGACGCAUACAAUUCAUCAUAUAAUGCGACUGUAGUCGACAGACUCGCUGCAGCUGGUGCCCUGAUAUGUGGAAAGACAAACCUGGAUGAGUUUGGAAUGGGAUCACACACUCGGCCGGUUUUCACAUCGACAACAAAGAGUCCGUUCACGCGCAAUGGACAGGCUCUCUCGGCAGGUGGAAGUAGUGGAGGUAGCGCGGUGGCAGUCGCAACGGGUCAGGCGUGGGCUGCUCUCGGAACAGACACUGGAGGUUCCGUCAGGUUGCCUGCUGCAUAUACUGGCACUGUCGGCUUCAAGCCCAGCUACGGCCGAUUGAGUCGGUGGGGUGUCAUAGCAUACGCCAAUUCACUGGAUACUGUCGGCACCUUGACCAACACUGUUGAACAUGCACGGGAGAUAUUCAACGUGCUCGAUCGCUUCGACCACAUGGACCCUACGAGCUUAUCAAAGACGAUCCGUGACAGAAUCGCUGGUCAAACCACUGCCUGGUCUAAGGACAGGCAACUGCGUAUCGGCAUUCCGCUGGAUUACAACACCGCUUCACUUUCCCCAGAGGUCCGACAAACAUGGUCUCGAUUGUUGUCAACACUGCAAGAUGCCGGACACUCGCUACAUCCUGUAUCACUGCCUUCGACGCAUCAAGCACUUUCAGCUUACUAUGUUUUGGCUCCCGCAGAGGCCUCGUCCAACCUUGCCAAGUACGAUGGGGUACGCUAUGGUCAUCGUACAUCGGGCCCUGAUGCCAACCCAAGGGACAACCUUCCGUUGUUCGCUGCUACAAGAGGUGAAGGCUUUGGACCCGAGGUUCAGCGUCGCAUACUUCUAGGUGCUUACACAUUGAGCUCGGAAGCCAUGGACAAUUACUUUGUCCAAGCACAGCGAGUGCGUAGGCUAGUACAGAUGGACUUUGACAAAGUGUUUGCUCUGCGAAACCCAUUGUUGGAUGCACGGACCGAGCAGUCAGAUGACACAGCCAGUGUUGAUGUCCUGAUUGCGCCCACCGCACCGACAUUACCACCCACGCUGGCGGAAGUGGAGAAGCUGAGCCCGGUUGAGAUGUACAUGAAUGAUGUGUUGACGGUACCUGCUAGUCUGGCAGGACUGCCUGCUUUGAGCGUACCUGUCAAGCUACAGGGUGGUGCAAAGGAGGCUGGAGACGUUGACUCUGUUGGCAUGCAGGUUAUUGGACAGUUUGGCGAAGAUGAAUUGGUUCUUCGAGUAGGACAAAUUAUCGAAGCUCUGCAAGCUUAG